Baudoinia panamericana UAMH 10762 is the source of this 375-nucleotide messenger RNA. RefSeq lists its product as uncharacterized. Gene Ontology annotation, molecular function: structural constituent of ribosome; mRNA binding. Gene Ontology annotation, biological process: translation. The coding region runs from base 1 to 375 and encodes 124 amino acids. The transcript is spliced from 5 exons. Lineage: Eukaryota; Fungi; Ascomycota; Dothideomycetes; Mycosphaerellales; Teratosphaeriaceae. Gene Ontology annotation, cellular component: cytosolic small ribosomal subunit; ribosome. The record is from RefSeq and is a predicted model, not a curated record.
AUGGUUAAGAAGCGGGCGUCCAACGGACGUAACAAGAAGGGCCGUGGCCACGUGAAGCCGAUCAGAUGCUCCAACUGCUCAAGAUGUACACCCAAGGAUAAGGCGAUCAAGAGAUUCACAAUCAGGAAUAUGGUUGAGUCAGCUGCUAUCCGUGAUAUCUCCGAUGCCUCAGUAUUUGCGGAAUACGCAGUACCGAAGAUGUACCUGAAGCUGCAGUACUGCGUUUCGUGUGCUAUCCACGGCAAGAUCGUUCGUGUCCGCUCGCGCGAAGGUCGUCGCAACCGUGCCCCGCCGCCGAGAGUGAGGUACAACAAGGAUGGCAAGAAGAUCAACCCACAGGUUGCGGCCGCAAAUGCAUCAACCGCGUCACCGUGA